Molecule: messenger RNA, 1137 nt
Organism: Phycomyces blakesleeanus NRRL 1555(-)
Lineage: Eukaryota; Fungi; Mucoromycota; Mucoromycetes; Mucorales; Phycomycetaceae
Exons: 6
Coding region: 1-1137 (378 amino acids)
Biological process (GO): interstrand cross-link repair
Cellular component (GO): Fanconi anaemia nuclear complex
Source: RefSeq, a predicted model, not a curated record
AUGUCAAAUGUCAUUGAUGCAAAGGCGAAGAUUUUAAGUCAACUUUUGACUGGGAAUGGGUUCGAGUUCUCACAAAGAAUGAGAGAAGCAUUAGAGCCGGGAAGGUCUCAUAAAGCACCUGAUAGAUACAUGUAUAUAAUUGAUAAUACCCUUCACUCUUAUCUCUAUUUUGGGUGGCUACACCACGGCCCUAUAGAAGCUAUUCGGCCUCGGUUAGGAAAAAGGCGACGACUGUUUAAGCAGAAUGUUUCAAUGAGUCAAAACAAUACCCACACAGCUACACACGAAGAAGGACCUGAUGAAGAUGCCAUUCUGAGCCGCUGGAGUGACUUGCUUGAUUCCUUGGAAAAACUCACUGUACAAGAUUCACAAAUUGCACAUCUAUUUAACAGAUCUAGUGUCCUAUCCUCUUUGGUUGGAUUAAAUCUUGAUGAAUUAAAAGUGGUGUGUAAACACAUCUCUUUUGGAGAUUGGCCUGAAGAUGUACUGGCAGAUUUAUUGGGAACUGUCCAGAAUACGCCAGACAUUUCUUAUUCAUGUGCAACAUUUCUCAUCAGAUCCUCCGUAUAUUUACGGAUAUCCUCGUUAAAGACAUCCAUGUCCCGGUUAAUUGCAACUCCAUUGUCUAAUUUAGGUCAAAGUGUGGGAAAGGUGGUCCUGGAUGCUAUUGUCCUACCUCUACUUAAACAGCCAUCACUUGGUCAACCACAGACCGAAGUAAUCCACAAACUCAUUACAGCUUCACUGGUACCAUCGAUUCGCAUCAUGCUCUUAAGAACUAUUCUUGAUCCAACAACACAAUCACCUGGAACACUUGUGGCCUUGCCUUGGGCAGAUCCAGUUCUUAAUAUUGCUAGUGCACUGUUGACCACUGUGCCGCUUCUGUCCCUCGAUGCGACUCUGGCCCGUGAUCUGAUACAAUCAAUACGUCUAACAGUACAAGCGAAUCCAAAAGACAAAGCUAGCAUGCAGCUGCUGCUAGUCCUAACAACAAAAUAUGCUCACUGUUUGGUCGAAGGAGACCUUAUUACCUCUAUUGAGAGCAUAACAGCCAUGAGCCAAAUGUUUCUUAAACGAUCCGUACAGGCCCAAAUUGGGUCUAUUAAAAAGAAGCUGCAAGUAGUGGAGUCCAAAUGA